AUGCAUGACAUCAUAUCCGAGCAGACAAGCCAGAGACCGCAAGAUGUGGCUGUCCAGUCGUGGGACGGCUCCUUGACAUAUUCGAAUCUUGACCAACUUUCGAACCGUCUGGCGCUUCAUCUGCGCUUUCUGGGAGUUGGCACUGGGGUCACGGUACCGCUAUGCUUUGAAAAGUCCAUGUGGGCUGUGGUUGCACUCCUAGCUGUUAUGAAAGCGGGCGCGGCUUUCUCAUUAACAGAUCCCAGCCAGCCUGAGGCUCGUCUCCAAACAAUUGUCGAGCAGACAGGCGCAAACCUGAUAAUUACAUCGGCGUUGCAAAGCUCUUUAGGAGCGAAAAUUGCCGCUGCAGGGACCGUCGUUUCUGUCUCCCAGUCCACAUUUGACGACCAUUUGCAGCUGUCUUCUGAGCCUCUUCCCGCCGUACCAUCAUCCUCUCUUUUGUACGUUAUUUUCACCUCGGGCAGCACCGGCAAGCCUAAAGGUGUGUCGAUAUCGCACGAAAAUUACACUAGUGGUGCGAUUCCCCGAGCAGAAGCAGUUGGCUAUAAGUCGACCUCGCGCGUCUUCGAUUUCCCAUCCUACGCCUUCGACGUCAGCAUUGAUUGCAUGCUUUGUACGUUGGCUUGUGGCGGUCAGAUCUGCGUCCCGUCCGAGCAAGGCCGUAUGAAUGAUCUGAGCGGCUCUAUUCGAGAUAGCAAGGCAAACAUGGUGCAUAUGACACCCUCCGUUGCCCGGGUUCUGGACCCCGACAUCAUCCCAUCGCUCGAUGUGCUCGGUCUCGGUGGAGAAGCGGUGUCUCCCAGUGAUGCCGCAGUCUGGAGGAAAUCUACCAGUUUAGUCAUUGCUUACGGUCCUUCGGAGUGCACGGUCGGCUGCACAAUCAAUAACAACCUCGGUUUAUCCACGGGGAUUGGAAAGGGGUUCGGAGGUACGACAUGGUUGGUCAAUCCGGAAGACCACAACAUUCUUGUCCCCAUUGGCGAAGUCGGUGAGCUGCUUAUCGAGGGCCCUGUUGUUGGAAUUGGCUACUUAGGAGAACCAGCCAAGACUGCCGAGGUAUUCAUUGAAGAUCCUGCCUGGCUCACAGCAGGCCACGCUUCUUGUCCCGGCCGACAUGGAAGACUGUACAAGACGGGUGAUUUGGUCAGAUACGAGUCGAAUCUAUCUGGAUCCAUCGAGUUUGUAGGCCGCAAGGAUCAGCAGGUCAAGCUCCGUGGACAGCGCGUCGAACUAGCGGAGGUAGAGCAUCACCUUCAGACCUGCCUGCCCGGCGGCGUCAAAGUCGCCGCCGAGGUCAUUAAGCCAGAGAAUGGAUCACCAACUUUGGUGGCAUUCCUGGUCGAAACUUCGCUGGUGAAUUCUGAAGUUGACACAAUUUUCGUUGAUCCCUCGCCAGAACUAUCGGCAGCUCUGGACGUCAUUGACGAGGCGCUUGGGGCUAAGGUACCGCGAUAUAUGGUGCCUGCUGCCUUUAUCACCCUUGCAUCAAUGCCUUCAAUGGUCUCUGGUAAGACAGACAGGAAAAAGCUUCGUGAAAUUGGCUCCGCGAUGCCUCGAUCCAAGCUCAGCAUGACGCACGCCGACCAAGGACCACAAGAGGAGCCCAGCACAUUGGCCGAGAAGAAGCUGGCGCAAGCUUGGAUUCGUGUUUUGGGGUUGCAAAGCGCUGUGUGCAAGGCCAGUAACUUCUUCGGUCUUGGAGGUGACUCGCUUCGCGCUAUGAAGCUGGUUGCGGCGGCACGAGAAGAAGGCCUGGCAUUGACAGUAGCCGACAUCUUCGGUAGUCCGACACUGUCUCUCAUGGCAAGCAAGACCACGGAUAUGUCAUCAAAAACCCUAGCGGAUAUUAAGCCGUUCUCACUCCUUCCUGAAUCUUGGGGUGAAGAGACCGCCCGGAAGGAGGUUGCCUUGCUGUGUGGUAUCGAGCCGGGCCUAGUGGAGGAUAUCUACCCUUGCACGCCACUCCAGGAAGCACUUAUGGCACUCUCUAGUAAGGUGAAAGAAGCAUAUGUUGCUCAGAGAGUUGUUGUGUUGAAAGAUGACGAAACUGCCUUGAAACUCAUCGCAGCAUUUGACGCAGCGUCACAAGGAAGUCCGAUUUUGCGGACACGAAUUGUGCAGGUCCCUGGUCAUGGACUUGUUCAGGUUGUCGUCAACGAUAAAUUCCAGUACUUUACUGGCACCAAUGUUGCCGACUACCUGGUUUCCGAUCGGGAUACAGCAAUGGAUCUUGGCAGCCCUCUGAUCCGAUGGGCCAUCAUCAACGAUAUCGAUUCCAAUACUGUUUCCUUCGUCUUGACAAUGCACCAUGCCUUAUAUGACGGCUGGGCGAUGCCUCUCAUUGUAGAGCGCAUUAACCAAGCUUAUCAGGGCCAAGCUAUGUCGCGGCCUGCAGAGUUCAAGCACUUCAUCAAGUACCUCUUGGAAAAGGACGGCGCGGAGUCCGAGGAAUAUUGGAGGGAUCAACUGCAGGACACUUAUCGCUUGCAGUUCCCGACACUUCCUCAUGAAGGGUACCAGACCCAGGCAAACGAGCUGCUGGAAGAAUACGUCUCGCUGGAAGGCUUGCCCAAGUCCAAUGCUACCCUGGCCACCGUCAUACGGGGCGCAUGGGCAAUUGUGGCAUCGCAGUACAUCAACAGCUCCGACGUUGUCUUUGGCGAGACACUAACAGGACGAAAUGCGCCGGUAUUGGGCGCUGAGGAAAUUGAGGGACCGAUGAUCACUACUGUACCAGUUCGUGUGCAAAUUGAUCGCAAAGCACAGGUUGGAGAAUUCUUGCAGUCCAUCCAGGAACAGACCAUCGACCAAAUCUCUCACGAGCAUUUUGGUCUGCAGCAUAUUCGACGAUUGAGCCCUGAUGCCCGAGAAGCCUGUGAACUUCGAACUGGUCUUGUGCUGCACCCAAGCACAGAUGCAGAUGCAUCAACUCUGGAUACAUCCCUACCUGCAAACUGUCUAGUUCCUGCCGGUGAUGCUGAAGCCGCCCAGGAGGCCCUCAAGUUCAACACAUAUGCUCUCAUGUUGGUGUGCUCCAUCGACCCUAAGGGAUUCCUGGUCAUGGCAAGCUUCGACUCCAGGACAGUUGAUAAAGUCACGAUGCAGCAAGUCUUGACUCAGUUCAAACACGUCUCGCAGCAGCUUGCUCAGAGCACGACCUCAAUAAUUGCCGACAUCAACCCUUUGUCUGACGCCGACACUGCAGCACUCCGCGGUGCAAUCGCAACCACGCACGAGGACCCCACGAUGAAUGUUUACGAGGGCGCAUCAGCUGCGUACAUUGUUCGGUCUGAUGAUCCUAGCAGAGUUAUCCCCGUUGGUGCCAUCGGUGAACUAGCCAUACAAACAUCCAAGCCAGCAGAGCUCCAGCCACUAGCUCGUCCACAAUGGCUAGCGGAGCUUGGCCUGUCCAUAUCCACGGAUGAGUUGUAUCUGACCGGAAAACUAGCCAAGUAUGACGCCGCGGGCAUGAUACACAUUAUCGGGGACAAGGCUGCCAUAGGUGUUGCGGGUGAACCUACCGAUAAGAAGCCUAGGGUGUCUGCAACAUCUCAGCGCCAGCGAGGACUUCGAGCGCUAUGGAGCCGCGUGCUGCGUAUUCCAGAGACGGAGAUUGGACUGGAGGACAACUUCUUCCUGCUCGGCGGUGAUUCAAUUUCGGCCAUGAAGCUUGCCUCCGAGGCUCGGCCAGAUGGUAUUCGCCUCACCGUUGCGCAGAUGUUCAGCAACAAGACUUUGGAAGAAAUGGCCGCAGUGAUGGAAUACAGCGAACAAGAGGUGAGCAGUGCAGAAGGGUCUACCGGCUUCGUUGUUGAGCCAUUCGCCCUUCUUGAUGACAUUGGUGACAAGAGCGCUUUUGUUACCGACGUGGUUAGCCCGCAGCUCGAGGAUAAGUCGUGGACGGUCGCCAAUGUGCUCCCAACACGAUUCUUACAGCAGAUUGCCGUUCGGGGAACGACGAAAAAGCCUCGAUUCUCCGCACGCUAUGAGCUCAUCUUCUUCGAGGAAGAAGUCGACUUGCCUCGUUUGCGUCGAAGCUGCCAAGACCUCAUUGCGCACAACGAGAUUCUCCGGACAGUGUUCGUUGAGAGCGCGGGACGAGGAUACGCUGCCGUUCUUGACUCUCUCGUCGCGCCAUUUGAAGAGUACGCAUACACCAAUCCAGCCGAAACUCUAUCAUCAUUUACCAAAGACAUUUGCCGCGCUGAUGUUGAGAAGCCCAUGCCGCUCGGCUCGAGCUUCGUCAAAUGGCUUUACGUGUACGAUCCCCAGAGCCCGGCGUCGUGCAGCUGUCUCGUCUUCCGCAUUUCCCACGCACAAUACGAUGAGAUGUGCCUCCCGAUCCUGCUUCGCCAGCUCUCCGCUCUCUACACCCACGAGAAGGCUCCGGAGCCUUCGCUACCCUUCUCCGCAUACGUCUCCCGCGUGCUGAAGCAUGCCAUCCCCGCCAGUAUUCCUUAUUGGAGGGAACUUCUCGCCGACUCUACCAUAACCACCCUCCGGCCAGAUAUACCCCUCAUUAAUCGCAGACACUUCGCCAUUGAGCAAAGCCUAGACAUCUCCAUGCGGAAUCGCGAAGUCACUGUGGCAUCGCUACCCACCGCCGCAUGGGCGCUGUGCCUCGCGCGUCGCCAAGGCCUGCGGGAUGUCGUGUUUGGCGAAGUCGUCAGCGGUCGUAGCAUUGGCAUUGCUGGUGCAGACGCCGUGGCCGGGCCGUGCUGGCAGUACGUGCCACUGCGGGUGCGCAUGGACGCGUCCUGGACAGGUGCUGAUUUACUCGCGUUCGUGCAACAGCAGCAUAUCGAAAGCGCAGGGCAUGAAGGCAUCAGUCUGGAGGAGAUUGCCGACUUGUGUAGCCCAGGGUGGGAAAAGCAAAAGAGUAUGACGGGGGAAGAGGGGCUGGAGCAGUGGUGGUUCGAUACGGUAGUGCAUCAAGAUGUGUCGCACGUGGCGUCGCGUGAGAAGACGGAAGAAGAGGCCGGAAAUAGAUAUGAGACGCUGUAUGUUCACGAGGAGCCGCUACGCGAGUGGAAGAUACAAGCAUUUGUUGCCGAGGGUGGCAACAAAAUGACGCUGGAGAUUGUGACUUUUGAGAGCUGGGGAGGUUACGCCAAGGAGCUGUUGGGAGACCUGGUGGCUGUAAUGGAAGGUUUGGUGCAGAGAGCGGAUGAAAAAUUGUUUGCAGACGAUGCUGAAUCUCGAUGA
Cordyceps fumosorosea ARSEF 2679 is the source of this 5205-nucleotide messenger RNA. RefSeq names its product AMP-dependent synthetase/ligase. Gene Ontology annotation, molecular function: phosphopantetheine binding; catalytic activity. Gene Ontology annotation, cellular component: cytoplasm. Gene Ontology annotation, biological process: amino acid activation for nonribosomal peptide biosynthetic process; secondary metabolite biosynthetic process. The transcript has a single exon. The record is from RefSeq and is a predicted model, not a curated record. Bases 1 to 5205 code for a protein of 1734 amino acids. NCBI's taxonomy places the organism in Eukaryota, Fungi, Ascomycota, Sordariomycetes, Hypocreales, Cordycipitaceae.